CAGUCUUCCCGUGCCGGCUUCUUCCCGCGGCAGCAUCUGUGACAGCCGGGUGCCCACUGCGCAUGUGCGAGAAGCACUGCGCUUUGUCCGCAAUCUCUGGUCAUCUCCUGUACUGUCUGCAGUCUCUUGGUCAUCACCUGUACUGUCUGCAGUCUCUGGUCAUCACCUGUACUGUCUGCAGUCUCUUGGUCAUCCCCUGUACUGUGUCCGCAGUCUCUGGUCAUCCCCCCUGUACUGUGUCCGCAGUCUCUGGUCAUCCCCUGUACUGUGUCCGCAGUCUCUGGUCAUCCCCUGUACUGUCUCCGCAGUCUCUGGUCAUCUCCUGUACUGUGUCCGCA
Staurois parvus is the source of this 338-nucleotide messenger RNA. The record is from the annotation of a GenBank genome assembly. NCBI's taxonomy places the organism in Eukaryota, Metazoa, Chordata, Amphibia, Anura, Ranidae.